AUGUCGCCUAGUAACCCUGCACCAAUUCAGCCAACCAACUCCCAUCAUCAGUCGGAUGAGCCGAUGAGAAACGGCCCUUUAUCGCCGUCUGCCCAAGCACAAUCCGGUCAGGACGCAUUCGAUGAGUCCGAUGCUUGUCAAUCAGUGGCCGAGUAUCUGACGGAUACGUCCAACUAUCAUCAUGAUCUGCUUUACGAUCUCUUCGAGGUCGUGCGAUCGACGGUCCCCAACCAUGCAGACACCCUGCUCCAACUCAUCCGCAGACACGCUUCCAUAGAGGAAGUCCGUGCCUAUCUGGACCAGACGCUGGCUGAGAUGCAUGCGGCCGGAAAAGAUGACCAUGCGCUACAACAGCUGUACGGCAUUUGGCAGUUCAUUGAGGUGGAAAGCGAAGCACCUAAAUUUCGGCCCAUGAUGAUGGAUAUCCGGUACUUGACGGGAAAUGCCCCUUAUCGGGUGCCGGCAAAACCCUGGACCAGUGUCACGGAUGACGACGACCUUGUAUCUCACUUAGUUUCACUCUAUCUGACAUGGGACUACCCAUUCUUCGCGUUCCUGGACCGCAAAUCAUUUCUGAAGCAUAUGGCGAUGGGGAAUGUGGAGUCGGACUUCUGCAGCCCAUUUCUCGUCAAUGCCCUGCUUGCCAACGCAUGCUACUACUCACCCUAUUCCGAGGCGUAUUCAAUUCCCGGGGACGUGCGGACGAAAGGCGCGGACUUCCUGGCGGAAGCGGAACGUCACAUGAAAAGACAUCAAUUUGAACGGGGCAACGAUAUUCGACUGCCGACCCUGCAGGCGAUUCUUCUGCUGUACGAGAGAUAUUCUGUUUCCGGAAAUGGGGAUCAUGGUUAUGCCAUGUUGCAUCGUGCCAUUGAAAUGGCAGAGUCCCUCGGAAUUGUCAAUCAUAAAAAGCGAGAGCUGAAGACGUCGCAAAUGUCAGAAGACAUGAUUCUCUCUAUCAAGCGAACCGCUUGGGGACUCUAUCAGAUCGAUACGGUUGUUCACACAAACUUUCUCAAGCCUAGCCGGGUGAAUUCGGUGAGUAUCGAACGGAUCGCGCGGGAUGACGCAGGCGCAGGGGAUAUGUGGACGCCCUACCCACUCCCUCGCCCAGCCCGACUGUCGUAUCUGAGUCAGUACUUUGAUGAUGCUUGCCAACUUUCUGAUAUUGCUCGUGACAUCUCCCGAAGCUUGAGUAAGUCCGGAAACUCCGAUCCGGGGUAUAAAAAACGCAAACAAGAGCUUUAUAUGCGCCUACGGAAAUGGGAGCGGGGGCUCCCACCAUGCUUCGAUCCAGCUGAAAAGCCGGCCCCGCAUAUUCUCCUCCUCAGGAUGCGAUAUCACACGCUGGUGAUCAAUCUCUGCUUUGAUGCUCUCGGUCCCAAUGCACGGCUGUCGUCUCAGAACCAGACCCACGAUGCGAAUCAACAAUUCAACCCGUUUGAGAUUGCCAUUGCAUCUGCUCGAUCCAUAGCGUCUUUAGCUCGGCAACAGCGGACUGAGUAUGGGAUGGAACACGCCCACCAGUUCGCCAUGUAUGCAGUAAAUCUUGCGCUGUUCGCUCUUCUCGAGCAGAAAAGCUUUGACAUCCUUGAUCAAGACUUUUUGACAUUGACCAGUUCGUUUUCCAUCAUUGCGUGUCGGUCGCAGGUGGGACGCAAUUUGUUUCAUUUGUUCAAGCUGUCUGUGCGCUCUCGCAACCAGGGCUCGAGAGUGGCCCAGUCCACGGAUGUGCCGCCGGGGAUUAAGGAGUUGUUCCGGCAAGAGACUGGAUCCCAGGAGCCGGACCGAUGGGACCACUACGCGGAGGGAUUGACUAAGACGGACGCAGACUCGAGUUAUAUUGACGGAAUGGGCAGCAAGGUGCAGUCGUCGGCGGCAACGGGCAUGCAUGAUAUGCUCGAGCGAUACGAGCGCUUGAGUGUGGGCAAAGAGGAGAGAUGGCCGCCGUCUCGAACUUCCCGGAAUGGGACGUCUUAG
This is a messenger RNA of Aspergillus saccharolyticus JOP 1030-1, 1980 nucleotides long. RefSeq names its product fungal specific transcription factor domain-containing protein. NCBI's taxonomy places the organism in Eukaryota, Fungi, Ascomycota, Eurotiomycetes, Eurotiales, Aspergillaceae. The record is from RefSeq and is a predicted model, not a curated record. Bases 1 to 1980 code for a protein of 659 amino acids. Gene Ontology annotation, biological process: DNA-templated transcription. Gene Ontology annotation, molecular function: zinc ion binding; DNA binding. The transcript has 6 exons.